Canariomyces notabilis is the source of this 2609-nucleotide messenger RNA. RefSeq lists its product as uncharacterized. The transcript has 2 exons. The record is from RefSeq and is a predicted model, not a curated record. NCBI's taxonomy places the organism in Eukaryota, Fungi, Ascomycota, Sordariomycetes, Sordariales, Chaetomiaceae. Bases 144 to 2594 code for a protein of 816 amino acids.
CUUCGGCGCGUCUCCGAAAAUGCAAGGCGCGACGGAGCAACAGAAGCCUAUCUCCAGUCACACCUGCUAAUUUGUCUCGCGAACCACAACCCCCAGUCUUCCGAUGUCAUGGUCAAGCCUAGCAUUGGACGCAAGAUCCGGCCAUGGAUGAGUUUCCGGAUGAUGAUUUUAACGACCUAAACGACACGGUGUUGCAGGAACUCGAAAACAAUGCUAUCCAGUCCACACAGUUCCAGAAGCCGACUCAGGCGCAGGCAGUCGAUGCCCACGCGUACGACUUUGAGGAUGACGAUCUCGACGACACUGUUGUGAUUGACGAGCAAGCACAACCACUACGGCCUGCCGUGGACACUUCGCUGCCGAUCCAGCAACCCCGCCACGCCCCCGGCACCCAGCGAUGGAACCAGCACUUGGCGUCGAGGCCGUCGUAUCAGCCAGGGCCGCAAUACCCACCCCGGCGACCAAUUCCGCCUCCGACUCAAUCCCAGCGAUAUUCCGCUCUCACACCCGCCAGGCCACAGCCGGUCCAGCCAUCGCAGUUCGCCCGCCCGCCUCUGCCCGUGCCCCGGCCAUACCCCGGCCAGCCAUCACAGGCUCCCCGUGCUACCGGCUUAGGACAACAAAAUGACAUCAUCGCCGAACUCAAAGCACGCCUGUCUACGCUGGAGUCGGACCUCACUGCAGCCAAAGGAGAAGCCGCCAUCCUACGCUCCAAAUUCGACCGAGCCCAAGCGACUCAUGAGGCCGAGAUUGCACGUUUGAAGAAGCAGAACGCCGAGGAGAUUGCAAAGCAAGAACGCAUCGCCGAGGAGGCUCGGGCUGCCGAAAAUGCCGUCGCGACCGAGCUGCAAUUUACCCGUCAAGACCUUAGGGAGGAGCUGGGCAGGGUAAAGUCCAGGCGCAGGGAUGCACCGGCCACUCCAAAGAAAAGCCGGACUUGGGGUCAGGCGGACGGGUUCGACGGCGUCGAGAUCUUGUCUAGUCCCAGCAAGGGACAGACGCUGAGAAGGAAGGAUUCUGCGCCUGCGCCUUUGGAGCGCACGCCGACAAAGGGAAAGAGGAAACGUCCGAUUGUGGACAGUCCUACCUUUGCUCUGGAAACACAUUCUGGAGACGCGACGGAGAACCCGCCCAUUGCGCCGACUACCCUAUCCAGGGCUAUUAUACCCAGCCCCUUGCCGUUUGACUUCCUGAAGCUGGUACUGAACCACAGCACGCUCCGCGGCCAACCGCCGACGUUUGACCUGUUCUCUCGGUUCGCAUUCCCUUCGGACCCGUCUCAGACGUUUGCUUCCAUCAUCUUCCAUCGCCUCCCGCAUAUGGGCGAUUCUGCACAGCCGAUGCGUGUGCUUGCCGACUUUGCCGAAUUGGUGCUCGAAAUGUGGCAACGCUGCCUCUCCGAAAGAUAUCACGCGCCGAUCUACUACCUCGCCGCUCUGGUUCUGUACACGCUAGAGAUCAACACGGUUGCGGUUGCUCCGCACAUCAUCUCAUUGUUAAUUCCAGUCUGUGCGACAACAUGCCGGCUCGUUGCGCUCCCGCGGUUAAGCCGCCCGGAAGGGAACCCGCAUGAUCACCAAGACAGUGUUGUGCGGCAGCUGAACCUUGAUAUCGAUGUUACCCAGUGCCUCUCGCUGCUCUACCUGGCUGCCCUGGGUUGUCUGCCGCCCCCUGAAACAGAGACGUUCGAAACACCAAGCUCCCCACAGGCCGAAUUCUGGAAGACCAUGGAGCUUGAUUUUGUCCUGGUGAUGCUGUCGCCGAAGCACCCCGAGGAAGACUGGUUCGGCAUGCUUUCACUGCUGUGCACGUCGGUGACGCCCCAGAGCAUCGGGCCCAUACCAUCGGCAACGAACGCUGGAAGUGGGCGCCCCGAGUCCAAGAGUCCUCAACUGGUCGCGGCAACUGUAAUCGAUUGUGUGUCGUCGUUUCUCUGCGAGCCUCCGCGAUGGGCACCCCCGGGCUCUGUGAAAGACCUGGUCGUCCGGUCUGCGGCGCUGAAGACGCUGACAAUGUUCGCAACGAGCCCCUUUGGCGCUUUUCACCUCGCCGACAGUGACAUGGCUAUUCCUCGGCUGGUCACGGUUCUGUGCUGGGCUGUUGACCAGUUAUACGGCAUGGACAUUGCCCUACCCUUGGGGGUGGCCCCUCAGUGGGACUUUAAAUUGCAGACCGAAAACGGAGACGAUAUAAAUGCAGCAGAAGCCAUGCAGGUGGAUGGGCAGAACGAACAAGAGCAGUCAAAUGCCGAGUACAAGGCGGCGGUAAGCGGCAUUGAAGUGAACCAAGAGCCGGUUGAGCCAGAUCCUGUGUCUCUCGUGUGCCGUUUCAUCUCUCAGGCUGUACGACUCAUCCACUUUCUUGCCACGGACCCACGCACCGCCAGCACGGCCAACAUGUCGGCCAAGCUGGCUGCCUGGCACGGCGGCUCGCAGCGCUAUCUCCUCACGUUGGCGAGGCUGAACUUUGCCGAGGAAGAUUUGGUGCUAGAGGCCGGGCUUGAUGCAGAGACACUGGAACUGGCGCAUGAGUUGCUCGAGCCGGCUGUCACACCGGAUGAGGGCGAGGAAGUCGGCGAGGUGUUUGGGGAUUGAUCGACUGGAAUCUGC